Alternaria hordeiaustralica is the source of this 1095-nucleotide messenger RNA. RefSeq lists its product as uncharacterized. The transcript has 4 exons. The coding region runs from base 1 to 1095 and encodes 364 amino acids. Lineage: Eukaryota; Fungi; Ascomycota; Dothideomycetes; Pleosporales; Pleosporaceae. The record is from RefSeq and is a predicted model, not a curated record.
AUGAUAGUUCCUGGAAACCGUCGUGCAAACAUCGUGGGCACUUUGUUUUGUGGCGCCAUGCCUCGUCUAAUCACCGCUCGCAAUGUGGUCAUAUUCGUCAAUAUCGUCCUUCUCACCGCGCUCUUCGUCCAUCUGAAGUUCGAGCUCUGGGACAAGACGGCCGCUGCGGCUGGAUCGGCCAAGUCGCACCUUCCCGACGAACUCUACGAUGAACAGCAGCCAGACGAGUCAUCGCACAACCCGAAAGGGAAGCCGCUAAAAGCGAACGAUGGCAUCAAAGCGCGUCGGACCGCCGUCGUCGUCGCUAGCCAGAGUUCCGAGAACGCAACGUGGCUCGAGGAGUACUUUCCGCACUGGGAGAAGAAUAUCUACCAUGUCGACGAUCCGAGCGCGGAGCUCACGGUGCCGAAGAACAAGGGCCGAGAGAGCAUGGUCUAUCUGACCUACAUAAUCGACCACUACGCGUCCCUCCCCGACAACGUCCUCUUCAUCCACCCCAACCGCUACCAAUGGCACAACGACGACCCCGACUACGACGGCCUCCCCAUGCUCCGCCACUUUCAGCUGCCCUACCUCGAGAAAGAAGGCUACGUCAACAUCCGCUGCGCCUGGUCCCUCGGCUGCCCCAACGAGAUCAAGCCGCUGGCGGAAGCGGGCGAACACAGAGAGGCCGUGCAUGCGGGCGGACAGUAUAAGAAGGCUUUUGAGAGCCUGUUUCCGGGGGAGAAGGUGCCGGAUGCUGUUGGGGUGAGCUGCUGUGCGCAGUUUGCGGCGACGAGGGACAAGAUCAGGGAGAGGAGCAAGGAGCAGUAUGAGAAGUAUCGCGAUUGGAUUAUGGGGACUGAACUGGGGGACGCUAUUAGUGGGAGGGUGUUUGAGUACUCUUGGCACAUGAUCUUCGGCAAGCCUCCCGUUCAUUGCCCAACCGCGAAAGACUGCUACUGCAAGACCUUCGGCCUAUGCGACCUGGACUGUCCGGAUGCGGGAAGUUGUAAGGGACGAUACACUUUGCCGCCCUACUCGAGCCUACCAAAGGGCUGGCCAUAUGUGGGAUGGGAGGGCCAGGAGCGCCAACGCGCUGGUCCGGAACAGUGA